Messenger RNA from Microsporum canis CBS 113480, 396 nucleotides. RefSeq names its product Got1 family protein. The transcript is spliced from 4 exons. Bases 1 to 396 code for a protein of 131 amino acids. Gene Ontology annotation, biological process: retrograde transport, endosome to Golgi; endoplasmic reticulum to Golgi vesicle-mediated transport. Gene Ontology annotation, cellular component: Golgi cis cisterna; COPII-coated ER to Golgi transport vesicle; Golgi membrane. The record is from RefSeq and is a predicted model, not a curated record. NCBI's taxonomy places the organism in Eukaryota, Fungi, Ascomycota, Eurotiomycetes, Onygenales, Arthrodermataceae.
AUGCCGUCAAUGUGGCUGACAGACACGCAGAGAUGUACUCUAGAGGUUGGGGUGGUGUUCUGCUCUGGCGGUAGGCUUGCUAUGGGAAACAUCCUCUUCUUGAUCGGCCUACCACUUAUCCUUGGACCCCAAAAGACUCUCGCCUUCUUCGCCCGCAAACAGAAGCUUACAGGAACGGUCACCUUUGCCCUGGGAAUCGGACUUAUUCUCUGCCGCUGGCCGCUCAUAGGGUUCUGUGUUGAACUGUACGGCCUCUUCGUCCUGUUUGGCGAUUUCCUCGUCACUCUCGGCGGGUUUGUGGGCAGCAUACCUGUCGUCGGACCGUACUUGCGACAAGCGCUUGUCUGGCUGGGCACCUUGGGGGGAAGAAGGGCUAACCCAGACCUACCUGUAUGA